This is a messenger RNA of Telopea speciosissima, 2021 nucleotides long. Its product is annotated as T-complex protein 1 subunit delta. Gene Ontology annotation, cellular component: chaperonin-containing T-complex. Gene Ontology annotation, molecular function: ATP binding; ATP-dependent protein folding chaperone; ATP hydrolysis activity. Gene Ontology annotation, biological process: protein folding. The record is from RefSeq and is a predicted model, not a curated record. Bases 206 to 1816 code for a protein of 536 amino acids. Lineage: Eukaryota; Viridiplantae; Streptophyta; Magnoliopsida; Proteales; Proteaceae. The transcript has a single exon.
AUAUUUCCCGCCCCAGACGCCACUUCUGCGCUGCCCUUUCCUUUCCAUUCGAGCAAAAGCAAUCACGCUUCUUCACACUCUUAAUGUUUUGGGUUUAGGUUUAGGGUAUUAUCAGGAUUCAGUCGUUCCGAUCAGUCGUUCGGAGCUUCACCAUCCUCUACAUCACUGACAUUUGUAGGGUUAGGGUUUUUAGCUCAAGAGACUUAUGGCGACCCCCGCAGUUCAACAGCCGCGUUCCGUCUCAUCGAAAACGGAGAGCUACGUCGAUAACAAGCGCAAGGAAGACAUCCGCCUAGCCAACAUCGCCGCAGCCCGUGCCGUCGCCGAUGCCGUCAGAACCAGCCUUGGCCCCAAAGGUAUGGAUAAGAUGAUCUCCACAGCCUCCGGCGAAGUCAUCAUUACCAACGACGGCGCCACCAUCCUUAACAAGAUGGAAGUCCUUCAACCCGCGGCCAAAAUGCUUGUCGAGCUCUCUAAGUCCCAAGACAUUGUCGCUGGAGACGGCACCACCACUGUAGUUGUCAUCGCUGGUGCCCUUCUGAAGCAAUGCCAAUCUCUCCUCAGUAAUGGCAUCCACCCAACCGUCAUCUCAGAUGCCCUCCACAAAGCCUCUCAAAAGGCCGUCGAUGUGCUCACCGCUAUGGCCGUCCCUGUGGAGCUGACUGAUCGCGAUUCGCUUGUCAAGUCCGCCAGCACUUCUCUUAAUAGCAAAGUCGUUAGUCAGUACUCAACUCUUCUCGCUCCUCUUGCGGUCGAUGCUGUCCUCUCGGUCGUGGACCCUGCCAAGCCUGAUCUCGUCGAUCUCCGUGACGUCAAGAUCGUUAAGAAGCUCGGCGGCACUGUCGACGACACGGAGCUUGUUAAGGGUUUGGUGUUUGACAAGAAGGUUAGCCAUACUGCUGGUGGCCUUACUCGUGUCGAGAACGCUAAGAUCGCUGUUAUCCAGUUCCAGAUAUCGCCGCCGAAGACGGACAUCGAACAGAGCAUUGUUGUCUCGGAUUACACCCAGAUGGAUCGGAUUUUGAAGGAAGAACGCAAUUAUAUUCUGGGAAUGAUUAAGAAAAUUAAGGCUACUGGGUGUAACGUUCUACUGAUUCAAAAGAGUAUUUUGAGGGAUGCUGUGACGGAUCUGUCUUUGCAUUAUCUUGCCAAGGCGAAGAUUUUGGUGGUGAAGGAUGUUGAGCGUGAUGAAAUUGAGUUCAUUACCAAGACUUUGAAUUGCCUGCCGAUUGCAAAUAUCGAGCAUUUCCGUGCGGAGAAGUUAGGACAUGCAGAUUGUGUGGAGGAAGUUUCGCUGGGAGAUGGGGGGAAAAUUGUCAAGAUUACUGGUAUUAAGGAUAUAGGUAGGACGACGAAUGUGCUUGUUCGGGGUUCUAAUCAGUUGGUUCUUGACGAAGCCGAAAGGAGCUUGCAUGAUGCCUUGUGUGUUGUUAGAUGUUUGGUAAACAAGAGGUUCCUGAUAGCUGGUGGUGGUGCGCCCGAGAUAGAGCUGUCACGACAGCUUGGUGCCUGGGCUAAGGUCUUGCAGGGGAUGGAGAGUUAUUGUGUCCGUUCAUUCGCAGAGGCUCUGGAAGUUAUUCCAUAUACUUUAGCCGAGAAUGCAGGUUUGAACCCAAUAGUUAUUGUUACAGAACUCCGGAACCGUCAUGCGCAAGGAGAGAUCAAUGCGGGCAUCAAUGUGAGGAAGGGACAGAUCACUAACAUACUGGAGGAAAAUGUUGUGCAGCCACUGCUUGUGAGCACUAGUGCAAUCACAUUGGCAACUGAGUGUGUGCGUAUGAUUCUGAAGAUUGAUGACAUAAUUACAGUGAGGUAGUCUUGCUUAGAACACUCUGCCAUGAAACAUUGAGAAUGUUUUGGUUAUGUUGAACAUUUAUUUACCACCCUCACAAGGUUAGUGGCUUUAUUGUCAUCUUUGGAAGUGAUUUCAGAACAGUUAAUGCUUUGAUUUUUUCUGGUGUUGUUUCAUCUAGGUUUUACAGAACUUUGGCUCUAAUGCAUAAGAAUUUUGUUAGUCUUUA